AUGGCAUCUACAGGUUACGGGUAUCUAGGACUCCCCCAGAUAUCAGAAGUCACACUCAGCCACGCCGGCUUAAAAUACACCUACUCCCCCGGCAACGGCUUCCGCCGCUUCGGCCACACCUUCGACAGCGAGGCCGUGACCCACUACCAGCGAUACCACUCUGUCCUGGUCUACAAGAACGCAACGAGGCGGCCUCGCAACUGGUGGCGCGCUCAGUGCGCCUUCCGCGGCGUGGCAGAAGAUGGUGAUGACGAGACGCUUUGGAAGUUGAAGGGGGCGGCGCCGAAUGUCAUGGCUCCAGAACUCGUGCGGCUGCAGGCGGAGGCGAAAGUGAUGUGGGAUGCUGAGCGAGAGGCGGAGGCUAGACGGCGGAAGGAAUGGGAGCAAAAGGAGAAGGAUAGAAAGGUCAAGGAGAAGGAUAGAAAGGUCGCGGAGAAGGUAGCGGUUUUGAAGGCGGAUCUUGAUAGCAUAGGGGCUUCCCCGGAAGCGGUGGUUUAUAAGAAGGGCUGGGGUGGCAAGGAUGGCGGUAUGUUGGAAGCUGCGGAGUCAAUGGGACUGUUUCACAAGGUCAUCGAGUGGAUCAACUGGGAGGGGGACCGAGAAUGGAUUAUCGUGGGGACGGGUGUCAUUGCCAUGGAGGACAAGUUGGAGGCUCUCGAGAAGGAAAAGCAAGAUCGCCGCGAUGCCGAAGAGAAGGCCAGGGACGAAGAAGAGCAGGCUGAAGAGAUGGAGAGGAAAGAAGAGCACGAGAGAGACAUGAAGAGACAUGCUGCCACCGCCAAAGCGUCUGCAAAGAAUGGCAAAUGGGAUGUUACUAGCACCUGGCGAAUCUUCCAAGAUGAAAACCAGGACAAGAGGGGUGGGAGCUCUCUCUUCCGACUGUCUCGCAUCCCUGAGACUAUGUCCCUCAUCAUAUACCGCGCCGCCGACAAGGGAAGCACUCAGCUAUAUGGGGAAUUCGAUUUCGGCGACAUAGCAGGAUGGAUGCGAUUCGAAGCCCAGGACAAAGCUACGUAUAUAGCACAGACCGGUCAGAAGCGGAAGCAUCUAGGUGAAGACGAUGAUGGCCGACUUGCAUACGGUGCUCGCGGCAACUACAACAAGCCUAGUCAAGGCGACUUCAGCCUCUCGGCCACAGACCUCCCAUCGCCCAAGAACCCUUCGAUGCGGUAUCGCUGGCGUGGACGGGAAGUCGGAGAAGAGGGCGUGAUCCAAUCCACUGCCGAUCAGCAACAAUUCUGGGUAUCGUUCAGCGGACAAGGCGGUGCUAAGAUAUCGGGCACUUUUGCGUCUAGUUACUUCACCGGCAGUUUCAAUGGCUUCAAAGUCGCCAUGGGGGGACUCUCAUCUCCCGGCGACAUCGAGACCCAUUGGCGCGAUCUGGAUGAAGCGGCGUAUGAACGAGAGUGGACUGGCAGAUGGGGCUAGACAGUCGGAUGAUAUUUCUUCAAGAGUAUGGAGCGAAGUACAGAGACAGUCCUCUGAUGUUUUUCAAGUUGAAGGGUAGCGGCGGUGAGACUGAUGACAGCUAUUGGACUGAGUUAACGAGAAUUGGUAGGGUUUGAGAGAAUGAAGGUGUACCCAUCAGGGCGUGGAGAAAAUGUGACAGGCCCUUGCUGGGCACAGGAUAUCGUGGAUGAUGAUGCGUUGCUCGGGUGGAUAUGUUGAAGAUGGCGAAUGACAAGUAAACAAG
Mytilinidion resinicola is the source of this 1693-nucleotide messenger RNA. RefSeq lists its product as uncharacterized. The coding region runs from base 1 to 1428 and encodes 475 amino acids. The record is from RefSeq and is a predicted model, not a curated record. Lineage: Eukaryota; Fungi; Ascomycota; Dothideomycetes; Mytilinidiales; Mytilinidiaceae. The transcript has a single exon.